Betta splendens (Siamese fighting fish) is the source of this 4450-nucleotide messenger RNA. It is a transcript of the gene scn3b, whose product is annotated as sodium channel, voltage-gated, type III, beta. The coding region runs from base 2839 to 3486 and encodes 215 amino acids. The transcript has 6 exons. The record is from RefSeq and is a predicted model, not a curated record. NCBI's taxonomy places the organism in Eukaryota, Metazoa, Chordata, Actinopteri, Anabantiformes, Osphronemidae. Gene Ontology annotation, molecular function: sodium channel regulator activity. Gene Ontology annotation, cellular component: voltage-gated sodium channel complex. Gene Ontology annotation, biological process: sodium ion transport; ventricular cardiac muscle cell action potential; regulation of heart rate by cardiac conduction.
UGGUGCAGUACAUGUACAUGAUUAGUCAUAACGUCAGCGUUUUGUUUCUGCACUGCUUUGUUGUUUGUCAAAUACUGAACUGUGCUGUGCUCAGCACAUCAGAACAUCCUGUCGUGGACCCCUAACACCUUGCAGGCAGAGCAGGUACCUGCAGGAGUGGAGGUGCUCCAUUUGCUCACCUUUUUUCCUGUAAUGCGUUGCUCAUUAUUCAAAAAAAAACCAGGACAGGACCCGGUUAAGCGCUUCCUGUUGUCUUCCUGAGCUUGCGAGCCAUCGCUUAGCAGGCCUCCCUCUAGUCGCCAUGGCGCUACAUUACUGUUGCUAUGGUUUCCUUAUCUGCAGGAUGAGGUUCAACAAGGCCUGCCAUAUUUGGUGUGCUCCUCAAAGUGUCAGCCCGCUGUCGACGCUGACAGCAACACAAGUGCACCAGCUCUCUGCUGCUCGGAACACUUAAAGGAGUAACUGGAAGCAGCUCUUUCAUUCACUCCUACCACGUAUUUGCAGGCGAGCUCAUGUUCACAUGGACAGGACACAUACAGCUGAUUUCCAGUGUCAUUCAGGGGUUAUCCCCUCAUGGCUUCACACACAAAAGAUGCUGGAUUAACUGUUGUGAUGUCACAGUGAGAUUACUGUGAGUCCUAUGCUGAUAAUCCUAUUUUAAACUUAACCUGCUUUUUCUUGUUUCACAGAGUUGACGCAUAACAAAUAUCCACUUAGCUUCUUGAUGUCAAACUUAAACCUAAAAUGACCGUCUUAUUUUAGAGUAUUAGAAAAAAAAAACCUUCCUAGGUUUCCUUCAACAACAGAAACACGUCCUGCUUGAACCACUGCAGCUCUCAGUGCGAGUAAAAAUGGCAUGUAAUUAGAAUGUCAAGCAGCGCUCGCUCAUGGUGUGUAGGUGUGAGGGUCACGAAUGAUGGCUGACUGGUUUUCUACCUGAAGGUGACAUGGAUGAAAGGUAUUUACUCAGCCUUUAUAUACAUUUGCGGGGGAGACAGGAGCUAUGACAGUUACUGUAUGAAUAAUAAAUACUAUCAAAUCAGGAAACAAUUCAAAUGCAAUAAGCAUAAGCUAAUAGCAUGGGGUGUGAAUAACACACAGGAGGAACCUGGAACCAGCAAAGUGUCUCAAGAGGCUUCUUCUGUGGUUCCUUUUACUGCUAGGACGUGCUUUUUCCCUCUUUGCAUUAAAACCACAACGCUAGCGCUCGUCCUUUCCACUUCAGCCAGUUCAGCUUUAGUUGUGUGGCUUCACACAGUUGUGUUUGUUUUCCCCUUUGUUGUCGAGCCGCGGACGCUGUGUUCCACGCAGCCGAGCGUGGUUUACGCUGCCCGUAGACUCCCAGACAGAGAUGCUAAUGAGCCGUAUUGAUUCCUCCGAGCUGCCGGUCGUGGGGAAAUGCAGCAGCACACGCUGCACUGUGGCCUUUGGAGUUUUCUUAGCAGGGAGCCGCUUCUAAUGAGAAUAAAGCUGAAAUAAAUCAAAACAUUUUCAGAUGCAGGCGUCCAUGAGCGAACCCACAAAUAUCUACAGCGAAGUCUCUUUGCAGCUUAUGCAAAUCGAUGAUUGAAAGUGGCGCCCGUUAUUCCAGAGGCUCACAGAUGUUGUUUGACGAUUUUCAAACGCAUUGAUCAUGUUUUAAGGCGCCUUUCUACAGAAAUGCAUUUAAUUCCUCGCUGCGGUGCUGAGUAUAACAAAGAAACAUCAAUAAAGGAGUGAAGACUAGAAUGGAAAUGUUUUUAAGAAACAUUAACAUGAUUUGGGAGACGAGGUUGAAAUAUUUUCUCAUGUCUUGCUCUUUAUUUUUCCAGUCUCAGUAUUUAUUUUAAAGCACACAAAGCCUCUACUCCACGUUAUGUUUGAUGUGAACUGAUAUAACCCUACAGAGACUUAAUAAUGCAAGUACUGAGGUGUAACAAAUGAAACGUCCCGAGGAACAGCUCUGACAGCUGCUAAACAAUGUUACGUAACAUCACACGGGAGGUUAUGCCCGACUUUUUUUUAAUCAGAGGGAGCUUUAACAACAGCCAGUUUAUAUCCACUGACCCACUGGGAUGUGUUUGGAAGGUUCAGCCUCAGCAUCAGCCCGGAGUGCGUAAAACGCAAAGAGCCGAACAUGAUGAGUUGCUCGGGCCUCUCCAAACGACAGUAACGCGGUCGUGCACGUUGUGGCGGAGGAGGGAGUGACUCACGCAUGCGCGUCGAAGCCCCUGCUUCUGCCUGCGCUGAAAAACAAAGACAGUGAGACGCUGCUGGGAAUUGUCAUCAUUCAUCCUCAAUAGAGGAAACAGGCUUCAGCCAAUGAGCGGCGUUACGCUUUGGGGACGGAAUAAGACAACUGUUGUCGUUGUUUUUUGCGAUUGGCGUGUUUGGCCAAGAUUCCAGAUCUCGCGACAGUUACAGUAGUGACCGAAUCGGCUUCUGAGACUCUACAGGUCUCCGUCUCUUCUUUCUCCUCUCUUCGCUUUCUGGAUCGUUCGCGACCGAAUGGCAGCCCGCGCGCGCGAAGACUAAUGGCGACGCUCGCGCAGCGUUCUCCCGUCACGCGCUGAUGAAGUUUGUUCGCUCUGGGUAGACAGGCAAGUGAGGGUGGAGCUGGUCGGGGGACGGCAAGUAAACCACACAGAGACAUCACUGUCCGACGCGAGGGUGUGACGUGGAGCCGUUGAGCAGCUGGCUCGGUUUGUGUCCGCAGCCGCAAGGAGGCACGUCACCCGCGCGCGCGCUUGCCCCGGAGAGGCGCUGUCCGUGGUCCUGAACUCCUCUCAGCAACUGCCGCUCCUUCAGCUUUCUCCAGCAAAGAGGAACACGGUGCAUCAGCUGGAGAAAAAGUUUACUAUGGUAACUCAACACAGAGUUCACCUACAGACUCUGCUACUCUUGACUUUUGUCGUCCACCUGAGCCAGCCAGUAUGUGUCGAUGUCGAAGCGGAGAAGGAAGCAGUUGUGGGAAAACCCAAGAAGUUGAGCUGCAUUGCCUGUAUGAAGAGAGAGGAGGUCAAAGCAAAGACACGCGUGGAGUGGCUUCACAAGGGCAAGGGCGACAACCAAACACACUUAAUUUCCCAGUAUGAUGGUAACAAAGGAUUGUGGACAGACUACACCGGCCGCCUGACAUGGAACGGGAGUCAGGAUUUGCAGGAUCUCUCCAUUGAAAUUGUUAACGUGACCUUUGAUGACGGUGGCUUCUAUCAGUGCAAGGUGUUUCGCGAGUUUGAGUUUAACUUCUUCACUCACUCGGACACUAUCACCAGGAACAUUACGCUGCACGUGAGGGAGAAGGCCAGCGACGACGUCACGGCGAUCUACUCUGAGAUCAUGAUGUAUGUGCUGCUGGUGUUCCUGACCUUAUGGCUGCUCUUCGAAAUGGUGUACUGCUACAGGAAGAUCUCCAAGUCCGAUGAACAGGCGCAGGACACGGCGACAGACUACCUAGCCAUUCCCUCCGAGCACAAAGACAAUCCAACCGCUGCUGUUACCGAAUAACAGUGCUUGUCGGCGACACGGUAUUGACCAAUCAGGGUGGGACUUUCAGCAUCACGUGACUGAUCCCACAAUCCUCUCUAUGCUUCUAUGAAGGCAUCAUCACUGCCAUGGGAAUCCUGCCAACCGACCUCCCCUGUGCAUCGACUGCGUCUUGGGAGGAAGAGCCAGUCAAACAUGUCCAAGUGCUUUUCCUCUAUCGUCCUCCCUGCCUCUCUCUCUCUCUCUCGCUCUCCCUCUCUCUAUCUUUUUUUUUUUAUUACCUUCGUGCCAGGCAUCUGAAAUCAAGUGCUUUUCGCGGGAAGAGCAGGGUGAAUAACAGAAACGUCAGCGUGCUGCACUCAUUAUCAGAUGAAUACCAGCCAUGCCUCACCCGGACCCGUCAGUGUGUAGAGUUGCUAAACAUUUCGCCAUUCGAUGUCAGUGCCUCUGUGAUUUAUAGCCCGUAUACACAGAUAUGAUCCAAGGACGGAGCAUGUCCCGCUGUCAAGGCUCUUAUACCGACUACGUCCUACUUGUCCAGCUCAUUUUGUUUUAUUACAGUUUUAUAGACUUUGUAAUUUCUGGUCACACUUUUGAUUUGUAUCGGCCAAUACCUUUUUAAAGCAAAUUGAAAGCUUUUCUACUGUACAGAUGUGUGUUUGACCCUUGUUCUGUAAUAUUAGCUACACAAAAUCAGACAAUAACCUAGUGGCAGUGUUUCAGUUUGUCUGAAGCGGUGUUUUUUUCUCCUGUCUGCUCCUUUGUGACAAUCUCAAAGCCAUGCUCAGCGCUGGAACUUCUCAAGCUUUGACUGUUUGCUGAUGUUUUACAGUAGCGUGUGCCUCUCUCUAUUUCUACUACGUUAGACAAAUCUAUAUAUUUAGCGAUCCAAUCACAAGGCACCACUGUUUGUCUACUUGGGGCAUAUGCUGUGUACAGUAAGUGAGCUGCUCUUGAACUAAUAAAUGCGAUGCCUUCUGCCGCC